AUGUCAGAAUUAUCUUUGUUACUGAUUGAAAUUUUCAUGAUGAUAUGUGAAAAAUAUCUUUACAAAUAUUCAUAUGAUCUUUUUAAUCUCAUGAUGACAAACAGAAAAAAUUGUAAUUUGAUCAUACCGGUAUUAUAUAAAUUUAUGAAACAUAAUCUUAAAACUGUUGAAUGUUAUUUGAAAUUAUUAUAUAAAGAAUUACCAGAAAAUGAUCAAAAUUACAUCGAUAUGUAUGUUUCAGAAAAAGAAUAUGAAUUUGAUGAUGAUCAUGUUGAGGUUAAAAAAUUGGUUUGGAAUAAAGGAAAAAAUAUGUUUAAUUAUUCUUCAAUGAUAAAGUUAAUUGACGCUUAUCAUAUUUUCUAA
Molecule: messenger RNA, 363 nt
Organism: Scutellospora calospora
Lineage: Eukaryota; Fungi; Glomeromycota; Glomeromycetes; Diversisporales; Gigasporaceae
Source: the annotation of a GenBank genome assembly